Messenger RNA from Drosophila pseudoobscura, 1460 nucleotides. It is a transcript of the gene Arl5, whose product is annotated as ADP-ribosylation factor-like 5. Gene Ontology annotation, cellular component: cytoplasm; trans-Golgi network. Lineage: Eukaryota; Metazoa; Arthropoda; Insecta; Diptera; Drosophilidae. The coding region runs from base 639 to 1178 and encodes 179 amino acids. The record is from RefSeq and is a predicted model, not a curated record. The transcript has a single exon. Gene Ontology annotation, molecular function: GTPase activity; GTP binding. Gene Ontology annotation, biological process: vesicle-mediated transport; intracellular protein transport; protein localization to Golgi membrane.
AACAUCUAACAACCCUACCUUUACUGCACAGCCGAUAUCGAUCACAGACAAACACAACACUGACCAGCGCAUAUGCGUUAAUUAAUCACUUUUACUGUUUACUUUUUUAAUAUAAACUGCGUUAAUUAAAUUAAAAAUUUGUGCAACAAGAACCAACUACGACGCGAAAACGAAGCUAAAAUCUCAUAACAGCUCCCAGCAGUCGUUAUAGUCGUGCACCGCCAAUCCGUUCUAGCACUCGAGGAAAUCUGUGAAGUGAACCUGAAGCAAGGCCUCUCCGCUCUGAAUCUUUGGCAAUCACAAAACACAAGUGUUUGUUGGAAUGCAUAUGUAAAUUCAUUCGAGGAGAGUAUCGGAGCGAGCGCAUAUAUAAUUUACAGUUUGGCCUUCCACUUUCCAACCACAACAACAAAGCAGCUACGACCAUACACACACACACACUCACUCACUCGCUCUCACACUCUCACACUCUCGCACUCACGAACGCACUAAUAGUCACACAGAGCAGAGUGAGAGAGAUAACCUGGUGUGAGGAAAUCACCGUCAUCACCUGUCCCCCAGCCCAGUCCAGAUUUUGAAUUGAAACAAGUAGAAAACGCACUGCGCGUACAGAACAGACAGCGGACCACCAUUGAAAUAUGGGGCUUUUACUCUCCCGCUUAUGGCGAAUGUUUGGGAACGAGGAACACAAACUGGUGAUGGUGGGCCUCGACAAUGCGGGAAAGACGACCAUCCUGUACCAGUUCCUAAUGAACGAGGUGGUCCACACGAGUCCCACCAUCGGAUCCAAUGUGGAGGAGGUUGUGUGGAGAAACAUACACUUUCUGGUGUGGGACCUCGGCGGGCAGCAGAGUUUAAGGGCCGCCUGGAGCACAUACUACACAAACACAGAGCUGGUGAUCAUGGUCAUAGACUCAACGGACCGGGAGCGGCUGGCGGUGACUCGAGAAGAGCUGUAUCGCAUGCUCCAGCAUGAGGACCUGAGCAAGGCCAGCCUUCUGGUCUAUGCCAAUAAGCAGGAUCUGAAGGGAUCGAUGUCGGCGGCCGAAAUCUCACGGCAACUGGACCUGACCUCCAUCAAGAAGCACCAGUGGCACAUCCAGGCGUGUUGUGCGCUUACUGGGGAGGGCUUGUAUCAGGGUCUGGAGUGGAUCGUUCAGCGCAUCAAGAACAAAUGACAGGCCACUGUAGCGUACGACCAUAGCUAAUAAUUGUAGAAGGGUAAUCCAAUUUUUUUGUAAAUGUAAAGCCACAUAAUACUGAGAAAAGGGUGUAACAGACUUUAAGCGUUUCGCCGAUUGUUUAAAAAGUUGUUGCCAAGCCAAUUUUAUUAAGUGUAUAAAAUAACGACCCCUCAAUGAUGAAAAUUUACGAGUGUACGAGUAUGAUAAUGAUAAUGUCUAAGAUCUAAGCCAAUUAACUACUUCCAAUAAAAUUACAAAAAAGAGUUUAUUUCGAAA